AUGCCUCCACGAUUGAAAAGGUUGAGCAGUGGACUGAUACCAUUCAGCAGAAAGCACUCAGAUGCUGCCAGUGACAAAACAGCAAGUGGAGCUCAUUUAGCACAACAAUCUGCCCAACAAAACAAGGGGGAAUGAAGCCGCUUGUUUUCUUCAGCUGGAGAGCAAAUGAAGCACUUGGCUCAAGGUGCAAUGGACAGUGUGAAGAACACACUUCGUAUGAAUGAAAAGAAUAAAUAGACAGAGAAAGCCCCAUCAAUUGUGACCUGCUGAUUGAGGCCCCAUAAGGUCUUUGCUUUUGCGCGAACAGGGACGAGCAUUCCCACUCACAAUAGCAUGUGCAAUAAAGGUAAACAUCAAUGCAAAUGCAAGAAUCAACAUGUACAUUUCUUUUUGUUCUUGAUUGAAUUGAAAUAUUAAUUUCAUAGAUUUAAAAAUAACUUUUAUAUUACUGAAUUAAUAAUAAUUGCAAAUUUCCAUCAUAUAAAGUUUAAAUUAUUAUUGUAUUAAUUUUUUCAUUUUUUCUAAUGAGUUAAAAUUUAUUAGUAUCAUAAGGGUUUAGAUAUUGCA
Molecule: messenger RNA, 567 nt
Organism: Hevea brasiliensis (rubber tree)
Lineage: Eukaryota; Viridiplantae; Streptophyta; Magnoliopsida; Malpighiales; Euphorbiaceae
Exons: 3
Source: RefSeq, a predicted model, not a curated record